GAGAGGUUCGUUGAUCGCUGGAAACCUCUUUCCGGAUAACCCCUUCGUAUAAAGAGGUGCAAAGGUCCCCAAUCGAGUAGUCCUUCCGUGUGACCUUUUGUUUCCCACUCGUCCUAACACUCCUCAGCUUCGUUGUCCACUGAACCCAUUCUUGCUCUCCCUCAAAUAAAAAAUGGCAGACUAUUCUAACCUCCCGGACUUCGACUCGCUUCCCAAAGUCGAGGGCAUGCCGCAGGGCUGUGCCUGGGGAAUCUUCGACAAGGAUGGCAAGAAGGACCACCUUGGCUGCAUAAACCUCCUGACCCCGACGGUCGUCCAAGAGGCCUUCAAGGAAGCGCGCGACGGCGUCUCCGUCUCCCUCAACUGGCCCAUCGGCGCCAUCAACAAGCCGGGCUUCCAAAGAAAAGGCUUGGAACACAAGGUCUUCUCCUUCAAGGAAGGGCCCUUUGACCUCCACGGCUUCGACGACGAGGUCGAGUUCAACACGCAGUGCUCCUCCCAGUGGGACAGCUUGGUACACUACAGCCAUCAACCCAGCGGCUGCGGCUACAAUGGCGCCAAACCGGCCCGCGAGCAGCUGAUCCAGACCUUCGGCAACGUCGACCUGGACAAGACCCUCCCCACGUUAAAUCACUGGCACGACCGUGGCGGGCUGGUGGGACGGGGUGUCCUCCUCGACUACCGCGCCUACGCCGAAGCCAAGGGCAUCAAGUACGACUGCUUUGACUCGCACGCCAUCUCGGUGCAGGAUCUCGAGGCCGUGGCCGCGCACCAGGGCACGAAGUUCAAGCACGGCGACAUCCUGAUCGUCCGCUCCGGAUUCACCGAGGACCUUGGAGCAGCCGGUGCCGAAGAGCAAGAACGCAUGCUGGGCACGCACAAGGCCGUGGGCGUCAAAGGGUGCAAGGAGACGGCCAAGUGGGUGUGGAAUCACCACUUCGCGGCCGUUGCGGGAGACGCGAUCGCGUUUGAGGUGCUUCCUCCCUCGAUCGAGGAGGACGGCGGCCGGCCAGGCACGAUUGCAGAGCUUGUUCUCCACCAGUACUUCCUCUCCCUCUUCGGCCUCAACAUCGGCGAGCUCUGGGACCUCAAGGCCCUCGGCGAACAUUGCAAGAAAGUCGGCCGCUACGAGUUCCUCUUGACCAGCGUGCCCCUGAACGUGCCCGGCGGAGUCGGAAGCCCACCGAACGCUCUCGCGAUCUUCUAGGCCAAUGAUCACACAGCAAAUACGGAGAAGGAGGCGUAGGUAGAAGAGGAGGGAUGUGAGGCGAAGAAGCAGGACAUACGAAAGGGAUGGGAGGGGGAGAGGGCAGGGAAGAGAAAACGAAACGUGGACGGCCGAGUCGCCCGGAGGUCGGGGAGGAAAGCAAGGCUGAUGUGAUGAUAUUCCUGGCUUGAGAAGAGGAGAGGACAGGCGAGAAGGAAGGAGUUUGCGCAUCUCCUGGUACAGAGUUCAUCAGAUGCUCCGUGUUUACCUACACAUGUACCUGCUGGACGCAGCUCCAGAUACUGCAAGUGACUGCUGCGAAUGGCUCCUUGAGUCCACCACUCCUUCUCUUUACUGCUACGGAGGCUCUACCAGAACUUUGAUCCCAG
Messenger RNA from Cladophialophora immunda, 1596 nucleotides. RefSeq lists its product as uncharacterized. Lineage: Eukaryota; Fungi; Ascomycota; Eurotiomycetes; Chaetothyriales; Herpotrichiellaceae. The transcript has 2 exons. Gene Ontology annotation, molecular function: arylformamidase activity. The coding region runs from base 173 to 1207 and encodes 344 amino acids. The record is from RefSeq and is a predicted model, not a curated record.